AUGGUGGCGGCCGCUCUGCGUGGUGGCGGCCUGUCGCUGCGCCCCCUUGUGGUACGAUUUACAGAUCCGAGCAUCGACGAUGUGCAUGUCGACCUUGUCUACGAAAAAGUGCCGGAUGGAGAGGAUCGGCAAUGGCCACGUCUGGCGGAAGAAACCGUCGGCGAGUUUAAACAACGCCUGUCGAAGAUGUACCCACAAAUGCAGGGACGAAGACUACGUCUGAUCCAUCUGGGGCGGAUCUUGCCGAAUGGUGUGCGUCUUGCGUCAUGGCUCGACACGUUGUCUCUAGUCGAAGAGGAGCCGCACGCCGAGAUGAUGCAUUUGCGACGUCGUCCAGCAGAGCAUGACAUGUAUACGUUGGAGCCGGGCGUAGACAUAGACAAUGCAUUGCAUGACAAAUGGCAUGGAAAACAACGUUCUCUCGAUCCUGACUUGGAUGCCGAUGGGCCUUUACAUACCACAGUGUGGCGCCAGCCGACAGUGUACUUACAGUGUUCGAUCGGCGGUCUGCUUGAAGAGGAGCCAGAGCAUUCCGAAGGGCAGCACAUGCCUGAGCCAGCGCAUGAGCCUCGUGGCUUUGAUCGGCUACGACAAACUGCGGGGAUGUCCGCGCUCGAUAUCCAACUGAUGCGUGAGCAAUUCCAUCAGCGAUCUGGCUUGCAAGCGGCGCGAUCGGGCGACCUGUUACGUCGGCGGGAAGAACAGGAAAUGGCGUAUCAAUUGGAAGAGCAAUGGAUUGAUUCCAUGGCUCAGACACCCAUGGUCCAGACCCGUACGUCGGUGCCCAUGAGCGUGUUGAAAGGGCUCAUGAUUGGUUUCUUUUUCCCCAUCCUCCCUUUCCUGUUCGCCUACGAUCCUAAACCAAUUCGCUGGCCACGCAUUGAGCCUACGUUGCCGGACUUACCUACAGCGAUGGGCCGCCCCGAAGAGCGGCAGCGCCUGGAAUCUGCCUUAUCGGAUGCCAUGGCCCGUAUGCAGACGCGGGAGGCCGCUUCCGGGCCGCAGAUGGAGGCACAACGGGAAGAGACACGACGUGCCAUUACAUCCGUGCUGGAUUUCCUUGUUGCCUCUCGGCAAGCGCAAGACCGUGCCCAGUCGCAAACCUCUUCUACGUCAGCGCGCGAAACGCAACGUAGCGGUGACCACGACGACGACGAUGAUGACGACGAAGAGGACGACGAGGAGGAAGAGGCAGGGACGGAGACAUCGCCCUCACUACGCCGUCGUUUCCGGUGGCAACCGCCCAGCCCUGAUCGAUAUGUUAUCUUCUCGCCCUAUACCCUAGCAGCCAUUUUGCUUGGCUUCCUGAUCAAUCUUGUACUUGCAACCCUACGAUUACUUUGGUAA
Malassezia pachydermatis is the source of this 1347-nucleotide messenger RNA. RefSeq lists its product as hypothetical. The transcript is spliced from 3 exons. The record is from RefSeq and is a predicted model, not a curated record. Gene Ontology annotation, cellular component: Dsc E3 ubiquitin ligase complex; endoplasmic reticulum. Bases 1 to 1347 code for a protein of 448 amino acids. Gene Ontology annotation, biological process: protein processing. Lineage: Eukaryota; Fungi; Basidiomycota; Malasseziomycetes; Malasseziales; Malasseziaceae.